CUUGACGGCUCCACAGUCUCCUGUGCAAGGGUUGGCUGGAGAUCAGGCUCUCACACCUCUAGUGCUUUCAUCGCCACCACCUCAUCCUCCCUGAGGAGAAGCUAAACCCUCAGGAGAAACUAAGAGUUAGGAGAAACUAAGGCAGAAAGAAACUGAGGCAGGAAGGGCAUGGCUGCCUAUGUUUCCCCUGAUGCAGUUGCGAGUCUCAGUCCCUUACUCUCAAGACUCAGCACCGCUACAGUAACCUUGGCAAGGUGUAGCCGGCCCUGCAGAAGCAUGGAUCUCGGGUCCUCCAACCUGCUGGACGUGUUCCUGGAGCCCCCAGAAGAUAUCUUCUCUGCAGGGUCCUUUCUGGAGCAGGGCUUCACCUGUUCCCCUCCGGAGGGCCUUCAAGAAAGUGAGUCUGAGGAUUUCCUGAAGCUUUUGAUUGACCCCAAUGAGGUAUACUGCUCUGAAGCAUCUCCUGGCAGCGACAGUGGCACCUCAGAGGACCCUGGCCUCUCCGAUAGCCCCCCUGGCCCACUGGCACCCAGUUCUCCUGCUCUUUACGAGGUUGUUUAUGAAGCAGGUGCUCUUCAGCAGGCGCAGGGGGAAGCUGGGCCAACCUUAGGCCUCUUAUCCAUCCAGCUAGCCACCAUGUUUUCUCCAGAUCAGUGGAGCCCACAGUUGGUGGUACCUGAUGCCCAUGUGGUCCACGAGCUGCCCUUUGAUGCUCAUACCCACAUCCUGCCCACUGCCAUGGCCUCGGUAUCUCCAGCCACCCUGCUGCCCGGCCAAACCCUGCUCCUGACAGAUGAGGAGAAGCGUCUGCUGGGGCAGGAAGGGGUGUCUCUGCCCUCUCAUCUGCCCCUUACCAAGGCAGAGGAGAAGGUCCUCAAGAAGGUCAGGAGGAAAAUCCGGAAUAAGCAGUCGGCUCAAGACAGUCGGCGGCGGAAGAAAGAAUACAUCGAUGGCCUCGAGAGCAGGGUGGCAGCCUGUUCUGUACAGAACCAGGAACUGCAGAAAAAGGUCCAGGAGCUGGAGAGGCGUAACGUCUCCCUGGUGGCUCAGCUGCGCCAGCUGCAGAUGCUCAUCGCUCAGACCUCCAACAAAGCUGCCCAGACCAGCAGCUGUGUUCUGAUCCUUCUCUUUUCUCUGGCUCUCAUCAUCCUGCCCAGCUUCAGCCCCUUCCAGGGUCUACCAGAAGCUGGGUCUGAAGAAUACCAGCCUCGUGGAGUGAUUUCCAGAAAUAUCUUGACCCACAAAGACAUGGAAGGAAGUCUGGAAGCUCCAGUGAUAGAGUCCAAAGUGAGGGAGUCACCUGGAGCCCAGAGGGCAAAUACCUCAAGGAUCCUACCAGAGAAGAUGGACCUGAAGACCGAAUCCAUGGAACACCUCAGAACUGUGCAUGCAGAUGAGAUGUGAGCUGGCGCGGAUACCUUCCUGGCCCACUUCCUCCCAGGCACAAUAACGAAUCCAGGGCAACCCGCAAGCUGGGAAUUCCCGCUCAGUUUCUUCUCUUAGUGAUCUGAAUCACUUCAGAACACCCUAGAACAGUGAUGGUGAGUUUUUCAGUGAUAACAAACAGCCCACUGCCACAUGCAUGCCAUAGGUUCACCACCACUGUCCUAGAAGACAUGCAUAUCCUAAAGCCCAGUCUAUCCUAAAUGAGAAGGUACUGCAAAUACUUUAUGUCUCUGUGAUUUUAUUACUUCUUUGGAGAUACGGUUGAGGGAAAUAGAAGUUUUCACUGAAAAAUAAACUUUCCAGUUAAAAUCGCA
Molecule: messenger RNA, 1760 nt
Organism: Octodon degus (degu)
Lineage: Eukaryota; Metazoa; Chordata; Mammalia; Rodentia; Octodontidae
Gene: Creb3l4
Product: cAMP responsive element binding protein 3 like 4
Exons: 10
Coding region: 169-1404 (411 amino acids)
Biological process (GO): regulation of transcription by RNA polymerase II
Cellular component (GO): nucleus
Molecular function (GO): DNA-binding transcription factor activity, RNA polymerase II-specific; RNA polymerase II cis-regulatory region sequence-specific DNA binding
Source: RefSeq, a predicted model, not a curated record